Messenger RNA from Eleginops maclovinus (Patagonian blennie), 2506 nucleotides. RefSeq names its product neuromedin U receptor 1a (gene nmur1a). Gene Ontology annotation, molecular function: neuromedin U receptor activity. The record is from RefSeq and is a predicted model, not a curated record. The coding region runs from base 1 to 1305 and encodes 434 amino acids. Lineage: Eukaryota; Metazoa; Chordata; Actinopteri; Perciformes; Eleginopidae. Gene Ontology annotation, biological process: neuropeptide signaling pathway. The transcript is spliced from 2 exons. Gene Ontology annotation, cellular component: plasma membrane.
AUGGCAGCCUUUAACUGCUCUUUUGAUCUAAUGGCUGAAAAAGGCAGAUGGAUUUGUCCUCUGGGGGAAAAGUGUGUCAAUCUGACCUCUGAUGCAAACGGCAGCCAUAGUGAACUGGAUGAGGCCUGUCUGUCGGAUGAAAGCUACUUGGAGAAGUAUUUAGGGCCUCGUCGAUCAACUGUGUUCCUCCCUGUCUGCCUCACGUACCUGUUCAUUUUUCUGGUAGGUGUCAUGGGGAAUGUGCUGACAUGCACUGUCAUUGCACGCAACAAAGUCAUGUGGACGCCAACAAAUUACUACCUGUUCAGCCUGGCAGUGUCGGACCUGCUGGUGCUGCUGCUCGGUAUGCCAUUAGAGCUGUAUGAGCUUUGGCAGAACUACCCCUUCCUACUGGGGAGGGGUGGCUGCUACUUUAAAACGUUCCUAUUUGAGACUGUUUGCCUGGCAUCUAUCCUCAACGUAACAGCGCUGAGCGUAGAGCGUUACAUCGCUGUGGUGCACCCGCUACGGGCAAAAUAUGUUGUAACACGCACCCAUGCAAAGCGGGUCAUCCUUACGGUUUGGGGGGUGUCGGUGUUGUGUGCUUUACCAAACACAGGUCUACAUGGGAUCGACGUGCUUCAAAGUCAAUGCACCGGUCCUGCUGGGAACAUAACAAGAGAGAUCCCCGACUCAGCAAUCUGUACUCUAGUGAAACCGCGCUGGAUGUACAACCUGACCAUUCAGGUGACCACCUUCCUAUUUUUCAUCCUGCCCAUGCUCACUAUCAGCGCUCUCUACAUGCUCAUUGGGCUGCAGCUUAAGCGGGAGAGGAUGUGUCACACACUGGAGGCGAAGACAGGCUUUGGACAAGACAGCUUCUGUAACAUCCGUACACAGCAGCAGAAGGCCCGUCGCCGGCAAGUCACUAAAAUGUUGUUUGUUUUAGUGGUGGUUUUCGGGAUCUGCUGGGCCCCGUUUCACACUGACCGUCUCAUGUGGAGUUUCAUCAAUAACUGGACUGACAACCACCUGCAAUUAUUUCAGUACGUACACAUCAUCUCCGGAGUGUUUUUCUACCUCAGUUCGGCAGUCAACCCUAUCCUGUACAACCUCAUGUCCACACGUUUUAGAGAAAUGUUCAAAGAGGUCAUGUGUCAUCGGCCACACAACAUCAUUCCAAGAAAACACUCACUCAGUGUAACCCGUGUGACGCUCCGCAGCACACUGAGUGACGCGCCGUUAAGCAGUGGAGCUGCUGUCGUUGAAGCCGAGGCAGAAGAUGGAGAAGUGAGGAUAAAAGAUGAAACCUCUUUUUCGUGUUAAAAACAACUUAAAGGGGGUGGGAAUGGGGAUGAUUUAUUGUGGAUGGCAUGCUAUUUAGUUCUGAUCCACCGCAUCCAUCUAUCAUCCACUUUGAGGUGCAUCAGCUAAAUAAACUACCUAAAAAACAGUCUUGAGUGGAAAAACAGAAACCCUGAAGCUGUCAGGCAGCAGUGUUAGGACCCGAUCAGGUGGCAAAAGGUCAGUUGCACCUCACUGCCUUAUUAUUUGUUCAAAGCUAGUGCUUUUUGCUCUUUGUUUUAUAUUGCUUUGUUGUUGUGUUUCAACAACCACAUCAUCUGUAGUGAGCCUAACUGUUAUUUUGCUAAACUCAAAGAUCUGUACCAUUAAACAAAUUCCAAUUUUGAAAAGUGAGGUGCUCAGUGGUGCAGAAGCAGUAAGCUUAAAGCAUCUAUCUAGUUGAAAACAAUAACAAGGGUUGCCAGCUGCUUAAAAGCACACUUAUUGGGGCCUAAAUGAACUAUUCUCCAUUGAAAAAUUUAAAAGCAGAUUGCAUACUUUUGCAAAUAAACUUUUGCUCAAGCUCUAAGAAAUAAUACAGGAUUGAGUAGGCGUAGGUUAUACAAACAGGACGGAAAGACUUGUCACAACUGGUAUUUGAGCGAAUUAUCCUUAGAGAGAGAGAGUAAGGAGCACAGGAAAAUAAUUGCUUGUUGACCUGCAUGGAGAAAUGCCGCUCUGAUUUAAACAGAUGCAAUAUUGUGGCGCUUUGUAGGACUUACAAUUAACCUUGAACCCGUUCCCUUUGCUUCUACACCCUGGACUGGACUGCCACUCAUGACUGCAACACACACGGCGUCCAUUCCAACACAUUGUGUAGGUAUCGUGCCACAUGUGGCGGUUGCAGCCACUGUAAGCCAUGAAGCAGAAAGAUGGAUACAGCUUUGAAUGUAAUUACAGGUCCUGUAUGUUAUCAAACCAUUUUGUUGCAGCAUUUAAGGAUCUUCUGUUAUAUAUGUCUUUACAAAAAUCCUGGAAUUAGGCAUGUUAAAAAGUAAGAGGUGGAAGAAUGUAUACAAAAGUUGUUCCAUGCCCAAAAUAAAUUGUAAACUUUUAUGGACUUGUUUUAAAAAUACAGUACGGUAAUGUAAAUUACAAUGGUGCACAUCUUGUUUUAUUUAUGAUACUGCUACUGUUAUUGUAAUGUAAUGGGUAAGCCACAGUGUGCUGUACAGUAAUGUUU